Columba livia (rock pigeon) is the source of this 2860-nucleotide messenger RNA. It is a transcript of the gene CAP1, whose product is annotated as cyclase associated actin cytoskeleton regulatory protein 1. Gene Ontology annotation, molecular function: actin binding; adenylate cyclase binding. The transcript is spliced from 13 exons. Gene Ontology annotation, cellular component: cytoplasm. Lineage: Eukaryota; Metazoa; Chordata; Aves; Columbiformes; Columbidae. The record is from RefSeq and is a predicted model, not a curated record. Gene Ontology annotation, biological process: cytoskeleton organization; actin filament organization; cell morphogenesis. Bases 171 to 1580 code for a protein of 469 amino acids.
CCAAUCGCAGGGAGGGCGAUUGCUCGAAGCUCCUCCUCGCCGGCGCCGCGCCGCGCUGUGCGCACUUCCGGCGCGCGGGGAGGGGGACCGGAAGCGGCGGGCGCGGUGGAGCUGGGCGGCGCCGGGCGGCGGCGGAGCGGGAGCGGCGGGAGGUUGUGACAGCGGUAGAGAUGGAAAGACUGGUUGGACGGUUGGAGAAGGCUGUGGAGCGCCUGGAGAUGAUGUGCCAAGGACCAGGCAUGUGCGGAAAUGACUCUUCCAAAGGAGUGGCUCAGUACGUGCAGGCUUUUGACGCCCUUCUCGCCGGCCCGGUAGCUGAAUAUAUGAAGAUCAGCAAAGAAGUUGGCGGGGAUGUGCAGAAGCAUGCUGAGAUGGUUCAUGGGGGCUUGAUGAGCGAGAGGGCUCUUCUGGUGAUGGCGUCGCAACAUCAGCAGCCGGCAGAGAAUGCGUUGUCAUCGCUUCUGAAACCCAUUUCUGAGCAAAUCCAGAUGGUGCAGGAUUUCAGGGAGAAGAACCGCGGUAGCAAAAUGUUCAAUCACUUAUCGGCAGUCAGCGAGAGCAUCCCAGCGCUGGGCUGGGUGGCCAUGGCUCCAAAGCCUGGUCCUUAUGUGAAGGAAAUGACCGAUGCUGCCAUGUUUUACACCAACAGGAUCCUCAAGGAGUACAAGGAUGUAGAUAAAAAGCAAGUGGACUGGGUGAAGGCUUAUCUGAGCAUCUGGACAGAGCUGCAGGCUUAUAUCAAAGAAUAUCACACCACAGGGCUGACCUGGAGCAAAACAGGUCCUGUAGCAACAGAAGGGGCUAAAUCACCGUCCGCUCCCCCAGCCGGGGCUGCGCCUCCCCCGCCGGGCCCUCCUCCCCCGCCAGCUCCUGCCCCCAGCAGCUCCAGCACAGACGACUCUGCCUCCCGCUCCGCGCUCUUCGCCCAGAUCAACCGGGGAGAAGGAAUCACUUCGGGCUUAAGACAUGUUUCCGAUGACAUGAAGACCCACAAGAAUCCAGCGCUGAAGAACCAAGGGGGUCCUGUGAGAAGCGGGCCCAAACCUUUCACUGCUCCCAAACCAGCCUGUAAUGCUAAUCCCUCCCAAAAAACCUCUCCCAAGGCACCUGCCUUGCUAGAACUAGAGGGCAAAAAGUGGAGAGUGGAAAACCAGGAGAACGCCACUAACCUGGUAAUCAGCGACACAGAGCUGAAGCAGGUAGCGUACGUUUUCAAGUGCACAAAUAGCACGCUUCAAAUCAAGGGCAAGAUCAACUCCAUCACCCUCGAUAACUGUAAGAAGCUUGGGCUGGUGUUUGAUGACGUGGUGGGCAUCGUAGAGAUCAUCAACAGCAGGGACGUUAAAGUUCAGGUCAUGGGUAAAGUGCCAACGAUUUCCAUCAACAAGACAGACGGUUGCCACGUGUACCUGAGCAAGGACUCCCUAGACUGCGAAAUCGUCAGUGCCAAGUCGUCGGAGAUGAACGUCCUUAUUCCCGCGGAGGGCGGUGACUUUACUGAAUUCCCCGUUCCAGAACAGUUCAAGACAGUGUGGAACGGUCAGAAGUUGGUCACCACCGUGACGGAAAUUGCCGGCUAAGCAGAGAAGCUCCGAGGCUCGCGCCCUCCCCUGGCCCUGCUGUGGGACAAAUCUGCUUCCAGAUGAUUCUCUUAGAUUUCUUGUACCUUUCUGCUCUCAAACUGCUUCUCUUCUGCCCGAGAGACACGGCCGCCUGCCGUCACUGAGAUCCCUCUGGCUGGGCUUUGGUGGAGGUGGCGGGUCAGUUAUCAUCCACAUCUCUUAGCAGGAAGGUGUAUUUUUGUUGGUUUUUCUCCCCUUGGCUGAUCUAACUGCACCAGUCGAUCAAGUCAGAUUUUUGGUGACAUCCCAGUACAGGCAGUUGGCUUUGAGAGUGUUGUUCGGGGUUUUUUUUUGUAUUGCCUUUGAGUAAACUGUUCAUGUGAGAGAGGAAUGUUGUCCCUUUUUAACAAAUAAUGGUGUCUGUGAGGGUCCAGAGCACCCGAUCGCUACGGCAGGUGUCUCAAGGAGGCCCCAGAAGCCGCUCAUUCCAGCUCUGUGUAUUAUUUGGUGGCAUUACAGGACACGGGAAUGGUUUUGUCGGACCAAAGGCCGUAGCGUUCCACCCUGAUUUCUCUUCCAUCAUUCCUAUUAGCUCAGUGUAUUUCUGAUUGUGCCAUGUCAGGAGGUUUUACAUCACCCGGUGCCCCAGGAACGGCUGCAGCGGCGGAGCCGGCGCUGAGCACCUCGGGUCCAUCACCCCCCACCCUCGCAGGGGAAUCUUUGCCCCUGGGUCUUUUCGGUUGUUCUCCAGGUUCAGUCUUCCAGGACGGUUCUGCUGAACCUGUUCCCCUCCCACAGAGGACGGGUCUCCUGCAUUCCAGGGUCGUAGCGCGGUUUUGUAAAUACCCGAGUUGGAUCAAGUCGGUUCAUCACUCUCUCCCUCAUCUGCAAACCCCAAAACGUGAGUCCUCUCACCCUCCCCUUUGCCCCCUCGCUUGGCUCUUUACUUUGGUGGAAGUUCGUAGCCUCUGUGCCAGGUUGCCGGAGCAGAGGGACGGAUUCGAGACACACACACGUACUGUACCCACCCACAAAGGGAGCUGCACGUGCUUUGACCUUCAUUUCUCCAACGCCUCGGGUGGCAUAAGCAUAUCUUAAAAGCAUUUCCUCUGUAAAGUGUCAAUGUUCUUUUAUCUCUAGGACAAAACUUACAAAAAAAAAAUAUGCAAUUUUUUAAUUUUGAGACUGUCCUGUGACUUGUACUCGUCUUCUCCUGAGGCUUGUGGAAAAAAACAACCUUUCUUAUGUACUUAAGAUUAUACAGAAGAUAGAAUAAAGUUAAUGCCAACUUGCUCACU